AUGUCACAAUCCUAUCACCUUGGUUCGUCUUUUGCCCUGUUGCUGCCUAUUUGCAAAGCAAAUCAAAGCGUUUUCAAUUUAACAAUUACAUAUUUAUCUACAACAUUUCAAUUCACUUCUUUAAAUGUUAAAGAGAAUGUUUCGACAAAAAUAUCGGCAAAGGAUUUCCCAACACAAAAAAAGGGAUUUACUACUUGUGCCUUACUUUCUCAUGUCAUUGCUUUCCUUAGAGCUAGGCAAGAGAAAUGUGAUAAUGUUGACGUGAAGAAAAAGGAAGAAAGUGGGGAGGUGUGGGGGUGGGGAGCUAAAUUAGGCUUUACAUAUCUCCUUGAAGAGUGGGUGGAUGUGAAAGAAUCUCAUGAUCCACUCCCAUAA
Messenger RNA from Clunio marinus, 375 nucleotides. Lineage: Eukaryota; Metazoa; Arthropoda; Insecta; Diptera; Chironomidae. The record is from the annotation of a GenBank genome assembly.